Molecule: messenger RNA, 607 nt
Organism: Asparagus officinalis (garden asparagus)
Lineage: Eukaryota; Viridiplantae; Streptophyta; Magnoliopsida; Asparagales; Asparagaceae
Exons: 2
Coding region: 62-385 (107 amino acids)
Source: RefSeq, a predicted model, not a curated record
GGUCUCUUGAAAAGAAAUACUUAUUAAACUUUUCUCCCUCUUUUUAUACAUUUCUGAACCAAUGAUGGCCAGUUCCUUAGUUCCUCUACCAACUCUCUCUCCAUCACCAAAGAAGAACAUCAAGCUGAUCCCUGCAACUCCAGGCAACAAAGCUAGUCUCAGAAGAGAAUUCAUGCAUGGUUUGCUUUCUGUUGGACUAGUUUCUUCUUCAACAGUUGAGAGUGCGAAUGCUGCCGCAAGGAGACCCCCACCUCCGCCACCAGAGGAGAAGAAAGAUCCUUCGAUAACGGGUUUGAGGGCAAAAAUUCUCGCGAACAAAAAGAGGAAAGAGGCGAUGAAAGAGGAAGUCGCCAAACUAAGAGAGAAGGGCAAGCCUGUGAAUUGAUAAUUAAUUGUCUUUCUGAUUUCAAAACUCCUAUAGAGAACCUUUUAUUGGAUUUAUUUGAGAUCUUCUUUCUCUAAUCUCUUUUGUUAUGUAUUUAGGCAACAUGAGUCUAUUCUACCUUCAUUUUAUUCCCACAAAGAGAAGAUUAACAAAAUAUUGUAUAUUGAUCAGUUGUCUUUCGGAUAUAUAGGGUAAAACAUGUGCAUUUUGGCGUUUCAUGAA